This is a messenger RNA of Hymenoscyphus albidus, 822 nucleotides long. The record is from the annotation of a GenBank genome assembly. Lineage: Eukaryota; Fungi; Ascomycota; Leotiomycetes; Helotiales; Helotiaceae.
AUGUCUCAGCUAGACCUAUCACCUAAGACUAAGCCUAAGCACAUAAGAGAUCCUCCUCCGGCUCUUUUUCUCGGUCCUCCUUCUCAAAAUGCCUCUCAUGUUUCCCUCCCAGGUCUCCCUCCGACAAUACCUCCUGUCAUUGCUUCGAACCCCUCAACUUUGACCUCUACACGCGCUCCUAUAGCCCAGCGUACACGGGGUAUCGAGACACCUGCUGAUGCCAUGGCGGGACCUUCAUUACCACGCACCACACUUCCUAGACAACAGCAAGAAUCAGAGGGGAAGAAACAGGCCGACAGAACGGAUGCGUUAUGGGCAGAGAUGCAGGGGACCUUGGAGGAGGUGGAGCUCAGUGCUGUGAAUGGAACACAUGUUUUUGGACCUGAGCAUGGAAAGGCGCUGGAUGAAUUGAGGGCGGCGCAAAUUGGACUGGCACAAGCUUGGGCUAGGAGCGAGGCUGAUGAAGUCGUAGAAGGUGGUGACAAGGAAAGCAAAGGAAAAUUCACACUUGGAAGCGAAGGGAAAAGUACUCUCGAUACGAGAGGGAGUAUCACUGCUGGGAGCUUACGACCUAGAAGUAGCAGUGGAGGCGGCGCUGCUGAGAAGUUGGGGAGCAAGUUGGAGGAAGAGACAGAAGCGGAUAUAAUCUUGGCUCGCAGAAGGAGAGAAGCAAACGACCGGUAUUUCCAAAGAGUUAAUGCCGGGGUUUUAGAUGUUGUUGCUAAACUCGAAGAGGUCGCUGGAGCCAUGAGAGCUGUAGAGCAGGAAAGUCGAGAUAUUUGGGGAGAGACCGACUCAGCGGGAACGAGUAUCAACGGUUAA